Gadus chalcogrammus (walleye pollock) is the source of this 1412-nucleotide messenger RNA. RefSeq names its product chromosome 4 C8orf74 homolog (gene c4h8orf74). Bases 323 to 1141 code for a protein of 272 amino acids. The record is from RefSeq and is a predicted model, not a curated record. NCBI's taxonomy places the organism in Eukaryota, Metazoa, Chordata, Actinopteri, Gadiformes, Gadidae. The transcript has 5 exons.
GUCAUUAUGGGAAGCAACCUCGCAAAACUCCACGGAAUAAGAAGUGUAUAGCCUAUUAGCCUAUCAAAGAUGUUCUUAAUUAGGACAGACAUUGUCACAUUUUCAACUGCCUGAUAAUAAAUACUAAAUAAAAGUGAAGAAAUAAAUAAGUAAAUAGCAGCAUGACGCCGUGAAUUCCAUCAUCCUCUCAUCCCACUACCUGCCUCAACCGACGCGCUGACGUCAUCAACCCGACGCGCUGACGUCACCAACCCGACGCGCUUGUGAGUCCAUUUCCCAUGGCAACUGAACACUGUUCAAAACCGCGCACUAAACUCAGGGGAUGAUGGCAACCUUGACCGAGACCGAAAUGAAGAAGAUAUCAAAACUUCAGAGGUGCGAGGCUGUGCCGCGGCUCGCGGGUCACUUCACGUGGCCCGAGUUCGGUGACAAGCGGUGGCCCUCCGUACUGCGACAGUUCCACCAGCACUUCGUGUUCGACAUGGCGCUGUUCACGGUAACUCGGGGCUUCCCGUGGAGGGACGUGAUCCGAGCAGCGACGAUGGCUAAAGACGUAUUUCCGCGACUCAAUGGUUUGGACAUUCCUGCGCUACUGGCCCUUCUGGAUGAGGCUCAAACCCAACGGCUGCCCAACCUAUCACUGCUCCAUGGGAGUCAGCUGAGCUGGUACCUCACCGACGCCUGCGUUGGGAGCCACCGGCUACUCGCAGCAGUAGUGGACCAUGCCACCAACGUUUCUACCGAGCGGGCUCAUUUAGAGGUGCAGGUGCCCCCAAGGCCACUGCCUCUCACCCAGGGCCUGACCCUGGAGGAGGUGGAACUCCAGAGACGACAGGCAGAGCUCACCGCCGCCCUGGGGUGCACUGAGCACCAACUCCAGGCUCUACGCACGGCCCCAAGGGUCAGCAGGAGGACGGAGGUCAACACGGACGCCGAGGGUGUACAGGAGUUGGUCCGUUCUAUGGCGGAGCAGGUAGCCACCAGCCUGCGUCAAGAAGCCACUCUGGUCGCAAAACUCCUGGAGCUCAAACUGCAGAGCACAGUCUUGUCCACUAGGGGGAGCAGCAGCCCAGCUCUGACUCCCCAGGCCAUCGCCAAGCCUACACGACCAGCUCAGGUCAGGAAGGGGAGGAGGAAGUGAUGCAUGGAGCUGUAUGGAGCACACAGGAAUCUUAUGAGCUUAUGGUAUGUUUGAGCUAGGGUUAACCCUAACCCUAGGUCUACAUAAAACAACCAGGCCUACUUGUAAAUACUGUCCAAGAUUCCUAACAGGAGAGGACUAUCGUUUUUGUUAUAUCUAUGGCAUGCAUCUUUAAUUUUCCAAGAAUUCCGUUUGUUGAAAGCCCUCAUAAGUUGCCUCACAUAUUUAUUUUAAACAUGCAUUAAUGUUCAAAUAUAUAUGCAUGCAUAUG